AUGUCGUACGUGAGGUUGCUCAGAUUGCCUCCGCACUCGGAGACGAUCGGUCGUGGGGCAAACGGCUGGAGAAGGCACUUAUCGGCUCGUCGCCCGACCAGCGGCGGUCCAAGCAGUGCCGAGCACGCUUGCAGCGGGUGGCAUAAACGUGGACACUUUCGCACUGGCAGCCAUGCGCUGGGGAAGGGAGAAGGUGACAGCAUGGUCCAUGCAAAGAUACAGGGUCCAACAGGCAUGAGAGGUUACGAGGAAGAUAACAAGAACUCGGACAGCAUUAGUCGCAACUGGAAGAACGAGAACUCUACUAUGCGCGGUGCACAUCCGAAGAGCGCUGCCCUCCGAGCCUGGGGUGACGCUCGUUCAAGUUUUGACCGCGAGCGGGUUUUGCUUGUACGCUCGGCACACUCGACAGGAUCGUCGCCAUUCUGGGGAGCCCUAGGGAACGAAUGGGACCAUAGGAGUGGAUUUGUGCAAUCGCGACCACUUCGAUCAUUUGCCUCUUCGACACCAACUAAGCCGGACUUCAAAGCGGAAUCGUCCGACAGUAACAAGAGGAAGGGCCUACAGCCACGGCAGCGAGAGUCCCUGGGAGAUCUGCUCAAGCCAAGCGAUAAAGAGAUCGAGCCGGUCAAGGACGAAUCAGCACAGCGCUUCAAGGACCUGCAAGAAGAGUACACGCUGUACGAGGCGGCCAGAAAGGACCCCAAGCAAGCAUCUGAGCAGGUUUGUUGCUUGUUCCCGCGUGGCCUUUCAAAGGUGGAGCAAUCCCAGAUGGCGUUGACGCGGAAAAAGGCUGUCGCCAUGGUCAAGAAGAUUCCAGUGAUGACAUGGAACGCGACUAAGGCGAUCGUGCUUUUCCUUUGGGAGAUCAUCAAGAACCCCAUCGUGCUGAAGGACAAGUUGGGCGUAGCCCAGUACCAUCUCAAAGAGUUUGGACGACACUACUGGCUCGGGUUGAAGCUGUUGUGGGGUGACAUCAAAACGGCCAAAAAGAUCUUAAGACGAAUCCUCAGAGGUUUCCCGAUGACUCGAAGGGAGCGCAAGCAGCUCCUUCGGACAGUCAGCGACAUCUUCCGGAUGGUGCCCCUAGCGGUGAGCCUCGUGGGAAUUGAGUUGUUUUUCGUCGUCCCCGAUGUCUUGCCAAAAUCCAACAAAGAAUCAAUGAAAGCAGCGAAAAUCAUCCUAGCAUGCUCCAAGCGCACAAGUAAUGCAGCCGUCAGGGCAGAAUUGGGGAUCCAAUCCCUACGGUCGGGAAGAGACGCGAGGAAGCUGACAUGGCAGUGUCGCAUGUGCGGGAUGGGAGAGGAGAGGUUGCCGAGAAUUGUAUGGGAGGCCAAGUGGGCAAACAAAAAGAGGGGUAGACAACCCACGGAAUGGGUCAAGGUUGUAGAGGACGUAUGGAGGGGGCUCGACAUCGACGAAGAUGAAACGCUGGAAACGGAGGGUCUACAGGGGUUCACGGAGAAGAUAUAUGUUGCUUGUGGCGAGAGAGAAGAACAGAAUCUAAGGAAAGAAACCAAGGAUAAAGAAGGUCUAGAAGUGUACGGAAUGUUGAAGGAAGGAAUAGGCUUCAAGGAUUACCUACAUGGACCAAUGGAUGCAGAAACAAAGCUUAAGGUCGAAUUCAGGACCGGGGACAUAGGCCUUCGAGAACGUCGACGAAGACAUAGGACGGUAGACGAGGAAGACGACGAGUUCAAAUGUGACUGCAGCUUCGAAUGCGAAGACCGUGUUCAUGUAGUCGCGGAAUGUCCGUUGUACAAGAAGGAGAGCGAAGUGUACGUGACUGAGCUGGGAAAAAUAGAUGGGACGUACAGGGAGAUGUUUGAGGCAUGUAAAAGAGAGGAAAGGACGGUAGCUGUACUGGGGCAUAGGAGGUGGGUUGAAAAGGCGGGAAGGGAUAUCGUUAGGAUAGACAGACUAGGGAAGACAUUUUUGAGCCACCUUUGGCAAAGUAGAAAGGAACGAUUGACCAUCGGUGAUCGGUCCUGUGGGAACAAUUCUCCGUCCUCUCGAGGACGCGUGGCGUUCGUGCUGAUCCCCUUCAUGGAGUUUCUCCUACCGGUGGCGUUGAAGGUGUUCCCGAACAUGCUGCCAUCAACAUUCCAGGUGAAGUGCAUCCGGGACAUCGCGUGUAAGGCUGAUCUCCGCAUUUUCGCGAUGGCUUGUCAAUCGACCGUGUUGCAAGACAACCUCAAAGAAGAAGAGAAGUUGAAGAAAGAGCUGAGACUGCGCAUGGCGGCGGAGGAUGGCGAGGAGUCCGAAGCUACAACCGGGGAGUUGACAGAGUUCAUAGAGAAGGCCAAGAUGGGAGAGAUUACCAACCAGGACAUUCCCAAGUUCGCCAAGAUGUUCAAGGUAGGUCGUCAAUACGCGCUCACCCACCCUUCGGUUCCCACUUUGCUCGUUUUGCUCGUUGGCUUCGCGCAGGACGAACUGACGAUGGACAACAUCUCACGAUCGGGGUUGGUGAACAUGUGCCGGUACAUGGGAGUCCCACCGUUUGGAAACGACAAUUUCCUGCGGUACUGCUUGCGCUCAAAGCUGCGAGCCAUCACGCAGGACGACCAGCGCAUCCUGUGGGAAGGAGUGUCGAGUCUCACGAAGCAGGAGCUGCAGGAAGCGUGCCGAGAGCGAGGCAUGCGCGCGACGGGUCUCACCAAGCAGGGGUAUGUACGGCAGCUCAGCCAAUGGCUGGAUCUCAGACAGCUCUCUGCGUAUUGCUUCGUCUUGCCACUGUGCAGUACGAAGAAGAGUGUGCCUAUUUCGCUGCUCAUCAUGAGCCGAGCAUUCACUCUUCAGGCGCCCGACCCGGCAAAGGCCCUGGCGCAAUCAAUAUCUGCCAUGGACGAUGACGUCGUGACCGAGGUGAUGAUUGAGGCUGCCUCCAGCGAGGAGCAGAAGACGCCGGAGUACCGCACCAGGAAGUUGGAGUCUUUGACGAGGCAGAACGAGCUCAUCGAGGAAGAGAAUCGCAAGAGGGAGGAAGCCGAGCAAGCGCAGGAAGCCAAGAAAGCGGAAGAGGCCAACAAGGCUGAAGAGCUGAAGGCUGCCGAACUCAAGGAGGCGGGCGAAGUCGGUGCUGACGGCGUCUCGUCGAAUGCCACGGCGGUGAGAUGCUUUGUGCGUAGCCUAGGCCCUGUGCAAGUGUAUGUAGCAGCUCUUGAGACUUCCAGACCGGGCAUGGUUGUCCACGCCAGUGCGCGGUUGCUUAAUACCUUUCUCUCUCUUGUGGCGAUGUCACCCUCAAUGUGUGCGUCACUGGUGAAGGAGACCGCGGAGGAUGAAGCUGUCGACAGGCUCAUUGAGAAGGCGGCGGUCGAAGCAGCGGCUAGGACAGCGCCAGGGGACGCCUCGCCACAGGUUGAAAUGCAGGAGGGGCAGCAGCGCUUUGGGGCACCGUCGGGUGUCGAAACAAAGAAAGGCACGGAGCCCGUCACCACUGAAGCAGAUCUUCUUGCACCCUCGAGGGGUGUCGGGGUGGGAGACCGGUUGGUAGCCUCCAAGCCAGCCAAGUCAAAACAGUCCAAGAAGGCAUCCAAGACAAGUGCUGUGAACACGCCGAAGGUCGAGCUGGACCAGCGCGUGGGAAACGUGGCUGAUGCUGAGCGCCAGCUGUCUGAGAGCAAGGAAGAGAAGCACACCGCGGAAGAUGGAGGGAAUAAACUCACGUCCUACUUGCCCGCCCAUGCUGGCCGUGAUCCCUGUACCCGACGUCCCCGUCUCUUGAAGAACGCUGAGCUGGCUGCUCUGGAGUCGUUGGCCAGUCCGUCUAGCGUCGAGAAGGAGAAGGCACAGUUGGCGAUGAUGAAGGCGGCCUUGCAAGAGUCCUUGGGCAAGGUAUGCGCGAGAAGAUAUGUGUUGCACACGGCUUCUGUAUGCGGGUGCCUGCUAGUCCUUGCAGCUCUAUAGCGAUCUGCCGGUGAACGGGCGGCAUGUCCGCCGGCGUAAUAUCUCUGUACACCAUUUUCAAGAUGUAAAGAAGCACGCGGGCAAUACUAAGUGUAUCUGCUCACAGGCCCAUGAUUGAAAGCCUACGUCGCAUAUUUCUGUA
Messenger RNA from Ectocarpus sp. CCAP 1310/34, 4054 nucleotides. The record is from the annotation of a GenBank genome assembly. NCBI's taxonomy places the organism in Eukaryota, Phaeophyceae, Ectocarpales, Ectocarpaceae.